AUGGCUCUAAGCAUCUGUUCAAACCUGGGAUCAUCACUUCAGCAUCACAGCCUUCCAGAGUUAACCGCCUAUCCACAAGGCAGCGUAGAGAUAGGAAAUCAUGAGCUCUUUGGUUGUAAUGACAGGCUGAUGUUGUCAGAUUCUUUCAUCAACCCUUUGUAUGAGGUUGACGAUCAGCUGUUUUACUCAGAUAGCUACACCAAUCUCCUCCCAUUCUCCUCUUCUCCCUCGGAUAACACAAGCCCUCUUUCCCCCGAAAUCUCUCCUCUUGAAGAUUUCGAGUCCUACGCCUGCCCGAAACGCCAAAAACUCUACACAGACCAUUUCAACACAAAAUUUGCAACAAGUUUCUUUGAAGGAUAUGUGCCGAAUCCCAAUCCAGGGCCCCCAGAAUUCUUGCCAGAAAUCCCAGUUCCAGAGCCCAAGUUUCAGGUUCCAACAACCUUCAAUGUCGGGAGGACUCUGAGUAUGAUGAAUUCAAAGAAACCAAGCACAGGAGUCAGCUUGUCUGCGCAGAGCAUCGCUGCGCGUGAGAGGAGAAGGAAGAUUACUGAGAAGACACAGGAGCUUGGAAAGCUGAUUCCUGGUGGAAAUAAGAUGAAUACUGCUGAAAUGUUCCAAUCUGCUUCCAAGUAUGUCAAGUUCUUGCAGGCUCAAAUUGGAAUUCUUGAACUCACGGGGACUACUCAGGAAAACACAGAGGCAAUGCAUACUAAAGAACUUCAAACUCUUGUAACGUCUCCAACAAUUCAAGAGAAGUUGUACUUAGAGCAAAAGUGCUUGGUUCCAAGAGAUUUUGUUCAAACCAUUGCCAAUGAUUCCAAGAGAUCCAUGCAAAACCUUUGAAUAUCGUUGAGGAGAUCGAUCAAGAG
Populus euphratica (Euphrates poplar) is the source of this 872-nucleotide messenger RNA. RefSeq names its product basic helix-loop-helix (bHLH) DNA-binding superfamily protein. Gene Ontology annotation, biological process: regulation of transcription by RNA polymerase II. NCBI's taxonomy places the organism in Eukaryota, Viridiplantae, Streptophyta, Magnoliopsida, Malpighiales, Salicaceae. The record is from RefSeq and is a predicted model, not a curated record. Bases 1 to 846 code for a protein of 281 amino acids. The transcript is spliced from 2 exons. Gene Ontology annotation, cellular component: nucleus. Gene Ontology annotation, molecular function: RNA polymerase II cis-regulatory region sequence-specific DNA binding; protein dimerization activity; DNA-binding transcription factor activity, RNA polymerase II-specific.